Messenger RNA from Nicrophorus vespilloides, 1721 nucleotides. Its product is annotated as CDK5 regulatory subunit-associated protein 3. Gene Ontology annotation, cellular component: endomembrane system. NCBI's taxonomy places the organism in Eukaryota, Metazoa, Arthropoda, Insecta, Coleoptera, Silphidae. The transcript has a single exon. The record is from RefSeq and is a predicted model, not a curated record. The coding region runs from base 109 to 1656 and encodes 515 amino acids. Gene Ontology annotation, biological process: regulation of mitotic cell cycle; regulation of cyclin-dependent protein serine/threonine kinase activity.
ACUAUCAUCAGUGGUCAUCAAAUUUUGACAAGAAAUCUGUCAGUUCUUCAAAAAUAGGUUAUAUUUUGAAUAGUUUGUCAACAUAUGUUCUAAAGUUUUAUUGGCGACAUGGAUGAUUCGCAUAUUCCCAUCGAUAUUAACACCACAAAACUGCUGGAAUGGUUAGUUAGUAGAAGACACGUGAGUAAAGAUUGGCAAGAGAACAUUAUAAAAAUUCGUGAGAAGAUCAAUAAUGCUAUCCAAGAUAUGCCAGCUCAUGAUGGAAUUAUUAAACUGUUGUCUGGCCAACAUAUUAAUUACUUCCACUGUUUGAAGAUUAUUACUAUUCUAAAAGAAACUGAGGCAGAUUCCAAGAACUUAUUUGGAAGGUAUGGAUCUCAGCGCAUGAAGGAUUGGCAGGACAUUGUGUCCUGUUAUGAGGUAAACAAUAUCUAUUUGGCUGAGGCAGCUCAGAUUCUCAUGAGGAAUGUGGCUUAUGAGGUGCCAAGCUUAAAGAAGAGAAUAACUAAAUUGGAACAGAUGCAAGGGGAGAGUGAUAAGAAGAUUAAGGACUACACGAGGGCUGAAAAUAUGGCUCAAAAUGAAUUCAAUGCUAUAUGCAAGCAGCUAGUCAUUGAUGGUAAAGAUAUUAGGAAAGAAUUGGUGAAUCUGGUAAAUGAUAUACCAGAGAUGAAUAAUAAGUUUAUGAAGAAUUUGUUAUCUGUGGAGAAAUUUAUGAAUGUUUGUAUUGAGUUUUAUGAAGCUUUCAUCAACUUCCAUUCUGGAAAUGAUAAUUCUAUACAAGCAUUGCCCUUGUUGAAGUACCUUUUAACAAAUGGAAAUACCACCACAUAUGAGUACACUUAUGGAGAGAAGCCAGUCAGUAUUGAAUUGCCUCAGUUAGAAAUUGUUGAUGAGUCUGAAUCAAAGACAGAUUCAAUUGAUUUUGGAGAUGAUAUUGACUUUGGGGACAAUGUGCAAAUCGACUUCGGCGACAUUAGUGUUCAAAAUAUUGAUUUGAGUACGCCUAUGAGCGAAGGGGAUAUAGAUUGGGGAGCGGUGCCCACGGAUGAGGAAUUUGAAAUCGUUGAUAUGGAUGUCAAUUUGGAAGAGUCAGGGAUUGUUGUGGAAAAGUCUGGAUUGGAUGGUGGUGUCGCCAAGGGAAACGAUGCAUACACGAUUCUUGAUAAUCCGAAGACAAGAGAGCAAGUGUUGAACGAUUUGAUGGAGUUGGCGGCAUUUUUGAAGAUUCGUUUGUAUGAGAUGUCCAGCAACUCUGAUUUACUUCUGAUGAACCAAUUGGAUGCUCCAGCAAUAUUGCAAAUGCAGUCCCAAGAAAGUGUGACCGCUCUAAGUGACUAUGUCGCUGUUGUCUUGAACGAGCUGAUCAACAAACGUGCUCAGCAAUUGCACAACAUAAAACAUUCCUCCAAGUAUGUGGAUAUUCUGACAAAUAGUUUGAAGCACAAACUGGAGAUCGUGCAACGUAUGCAAACCAGCAAGAAUCUUCUAGAAGAUAAAAUCAAGGAGCAUAAAGAUGAAAUUAGAGCGAUCGAACCUGUGAUUAAGAAGGUCAUCGAGAAAACCAAGAUACUCCAAAAGGAGAUGCAGGAAGACCUGUCAAAGAAGUACAAGGGAAGAGUUGUAAAUAUAAUCGGCGGUGUCAAUACUAUGUAAUUAAAUGAAUUAUGACGUUAUAAUAUAUUGUUUAAUUGGAUUAAUAAAAUAAUUGUUUAAAUAAA